This is a messenger RNA of Pocillopora damicornis (cauliflower coral), 1966 nucleotides long. RefSeq names its product polycystin-1-like protein 2. Gene Ontology annotation, cellular component: membrane. Gene Ontology annotation, molecular function: calcium channel activity; protein binding. The record is from RefSeq and is a predicted model, not a curated record. Lineage: Eukaryota; Metazoa; Cnidaria; Anthozoa; Scleractinia; Pocilloporidae. Gene Ontology annotation, biological process: detection of mechanical stimulus.
CGAAGUCCUUAAUGUGCGGAACCUUACCACCGACAUACAACUAGGAAUAGAACUCCUCAACGGCAAUGGAAAUUCACCUGAAAAUGACUCUGUUUUUGAUCAUGAAAACAAAUUCUUUAUCAAGCCAGGAAACAUCAAAUAUCAUAAAAUUGAAGUGAAUCGCGAACGAACCUCAUACCUCAUAACAAUGGCGUCUUCGGGGAGUUUCGACGUUUUGGUGAAAUACGAUAGCAAGCCAACAACGAAUGAUUUUGAUGCGAAUUUCACUGUCCCAGACUAUUCUUCAUGCACGAGAAACUUUAUAAUCGAUGGCGAUGAUGAAGAGUAUAACUGCAGCCGUCAUCCAAAUCAACUGCUUUUGACAAAUGCAGUAAUACAAAAACCUGGAGUUUAUUUUGUAGGGAUCCUCUAUACCCAACACUCUUCCCCUGGCAGCAAUUCCCAUCGUAUGCGGAGGUCUUGUUUUAGCACCAGCAGGAAAAAACGGUCAUGUGUUGAGACAAAAGACCCUCCACCCCCUCUGGGAGUUUUAUCAGCUUAUGAUCCGCGCGUUGGCGUGAACUACACACUUGUCUCUGAUGAACUCAGCUGCCGAUUUUGGUCACAUGAAGAACAGAAAUGGCUAACGGAGGGCUGCAAGGUCGGACCUCUUUCCAAUAAGCAUCGUCUUCGUUGUCUCUGUAACCACCUUACAUCGUUCGGUGGAAGCCUUUUAGUAGCACCCAACCCAAUUGACAUGGAUACCGUUCUUAAAGAGCUCGGCCGCCUUGACGAAACUGAUAACUUUAGCGUCCUGCUUACGAUCAUUCUUUCAUUCAUGUUGUAUUGUAUCGCCUUCGUCUUCGCCAAGAGGGCGGAUAGAAGAGAUCUUGCUAAGCAUGGGUCCAGGAUUCUGUUGGAAACAGAGGAGUCCCCUCUCGUCCACCAAUAUGAGCUCACAAUCAGUACAGGUGUGUGGUCAGAUAGUGGUACAACAGCCAAAGUUACUAUGGUGUUUUACGGUAGCCACGGCAACAGUAGACCAAUUACUGUGCGUGGGGACCUUUAUCCUUCCCGGUUGCUACUUUCCCGCGGUAGUGUCAACAAGUACCUUGUCUCACUUCCGGCAUCCCUUGGAACAUUAAGCCACGCUCAUGUUUGGCAUGACAAUUCUGGAGAAAGUCCUUCUUGGUUCUUGGACUACAUUGUUGUUAAAGAACAAGAAACAAGUCAAAAAUGGAAAUUUUUAUGCAAUCAGUGGUUUUCUCCCGAUAAGGACGAUGGAAAAAUUGCUAGAAAGUUGUUGGUCGAAACCACUGACUCAUUUCCUGAAUUUCAAGAGGCAUUCCGCGCGCGCCUGUCUGGUACGCUGUAUGAAAAACAUUUAUGGAUGUCUUUAGUUACUAAACGACCGAGAAGUUCAUUUACACGCACUCAACGCGUCACGUGUUGUUUGUCCGUCAUAUUCAGCGCCAUGCUGGCCAAUGCAGUGUUUUUUAACUUGGCAGGUGAACCGUCGGGGAGUAGAAUCAAACUUGGUCCAUUAAAGAUUUCGAUGAAGCAAAUCAUAAUAACGAUUCAAAGCUGCUUGAUAAUAGCUCCUAUCAAUUUCCUCAUUGUUGCCCUCUUCAAAAACUCCAGGUCAAAACUCGACAAGUACUGUUGCAAUCAGUCAGGUGAAAAGGAAGAUCAAGAUUCCGUGGAAGUGGAUGACGAUAGAAACAAGCCCCUGCACCAUAUUUUUCUUUACGUUGCUUGGUUUCUUUGUUUGGCCACUGCCAUAACCUCUGCCACAGUCGUGUUCUUCUACAGUCUUAUGUGGGGUAAGGAGACGGCUGAUGAAUGGCUUUCAUCAAUCCUGAUGUCCAUAACAAUGGACAUCCUUGCAGUUCAACCUGUGCGUCUUGUUAUGCUAGCCGCUGCCGCCGCCAUGCUAAUAACCAAAGCAAAUAGAACAAAAGUGAACCUCUCGUCUAAGAAAAGGUAA